UCUCCAAUCUCUCUCUCUCUCUCCCUCACUAUACUAAUUAUAGAAUCUCUCUGAUGGCGUCUUCAGGUGGCAGCUUGAACCCAGCCCUAAAUUCUUUCCAUUACAAUCCCACAUCCCAAUACAUGAAUUCCUUCACCGAUCUCCUCACAUCAAACAAAGAUCACUACGAAGAGAAAUACUCAUUCCCGCCUCUCUCUCCUCCGCCUCUCUCUCCUUCCUUCUUCCUCGACUCUCCCGCCCUCUUCGGAUCAUCCAAUGCCCUCCCAUCUCCCACCACCGGAGCCUUCGCCGCGCUCUUCGCCAAGGACGACGGGCCCGCGUUUUCCGAUUUCUCCUUCCACUCCCAAACACGCCCUUCCGAUCCCUCCGCUGCACUCAUCACUUCGAAGGAUUGUGUAAAGAGGCAGAGAGAGGAGGAAAGUUGGAUAAGAAAAGUUGAAGAAGUUCCAAGAAGUUAUGUCCGAGAGCAGGGGAAAUCAGACGACGGGUACAACUGGAGGAAAUAUGGGCAGAAACAAGUGAAGGGGAGCGAGAAUCCUCGUAGUUACUACAAGUGCACCUUCGCAAACUGCCCCACCAAGAAGAAAGUGGAGAGGAAUCUCGACGGCUGCGUCACCGAGAUCGUCUACAAAGGCAGCCACAACCACGGCAAGCCCCACGCCGCCCGAAGGAACCUCGACACCAACUCCCCCUCCGUCUCCGACGACCAGGCCUCCACGUCCAUCACCAACUCCACCGACGACAAUGCCAACGACCACGUUGCCAAGAGAUGGAAAGGGGAUGAUGAGAAUGAGAGCGGCUGCGGGAGUAGGGCGGUUCGAGAGCCGCGAGUGGUGGUGCAGACAACUAGUGAAAUCGACAUUCUUGAUGAUGGUUAUAGAUGGAGGAAAUAUGGGCAGAAAGUGGUCAAGGGCAACCCAAAUCCUAGGAGUUACUACAAGUGUACCUCCAACGGUUGCCCGGUGAGGAAGCACGUGGAGCGGGCCUUCCACGACAACAGAGCCGUGAUCACAACGUACGAGGGGAAGCACAACCACGAGGUCCCUGCAGCACGGGGCAGUGCCUGCUAUGCGGCCAGCAGGCCACAAGCAGCUGCUUAUACAGUGCAGAAUUCAGACAGCUUCGCGUUCGGAAACAAUUCUUACAUGAAUCAGAGAGACAAUGCCAUGUCCGCAGCAGCCAAGGAAGAGCCCAAAGAUCACUCGUUUUUCGACCUCUUUCUAGACUGAGCCAAAUCACAGUUUUGUUUUGUGUGGAAAUGAAAUAAGGCAUUUUGUGUUGUAAAUUAAAUGUGAGCCCAGCUAGUUAGCUGUAGGUUGAUUAAUUUUAGGUGAAAUUUUUUCAUUUGUUUCAACUACUCAUAUGAUAUAUCAAAGUUUCCAAUAUUUAUCCAA
This is a messenger RNA of Salvia miltiorrhiza (redroot sage), 1394 nucleotides long. Its product is annotated as probable WRKY transcription factor 26. The transcript has 5 exons. The record is from RefSeq and is a predicted model, not a curated record. Lineage: Eukaryota; Viridiplantae; Streptophyta; Magnoliopsida; Lamiales; Lamiaceae. Gene Ontology annotation, biological process: regulation of DNA-templated transcription. The coding region runs from base 54 to 1229 and encodes 391 amino acids. Gene Ontology annotation, molecular function: sequence-specific DNA binding; DNA-binding transcription factor activity.